Ipomoea triloba (trilobed morning glory) is the source of this 430-nucleotide messenger RNA. RefSeq names its product late embryogenesis abundant protein 6-like. The transcript is spliced from 2 exons. The record is from RefSeq and is a predicted model, not a curated record. NCBI's taxonomy places the organism in Eukaryota, Viridiplantae, Streptophyta, Magnoliopsida, Solanales, Convolvulaceae. Gene Ontology annotation, biological process: embryo development ending in seed dormancy. Bases 53 to 421 code for a protein of 122 amino acids.
GUAACUAGGAUUGCGUAGCAUAUAUAUAAUAUACAGAAUAUUGGAAUUGAAGAUGCAAUCUGCGAAGCAGAAAGUAAGCGACGCAGCUGCUGCUGCCAAAGAACACCUCGAUAUUCUUGCAGCCAAGACUGAUGAAAAGGUGGAGAAAGCAGCGGCGAGGAGCAAGGAGGAGAGAGAGAUAGCAGAGGAGAGAAGAAAAGCCAAAGAAGCUGAAGCCAAGAUGAAUCUUCAUGAAGCCAAAGCGCGUCACGCCGCCGAGAAACUGCAAGCCAAGCAAGCUCAUCUUUAUCCGGCGGCAGGGCCGCAGCAUCACCACCACGAACCCGUCGGCACGGUGGCUCCUACCACCGGCGCGGUUAUGCCGGGCUACCCUCUGGGAGGCUACCCCCAUGGCCAUGGAAGACACACUAGAAAUAUCUAGCCGCCCAGU